GGUUGGGAGAGGAGGGUCUAGUUCUUUGGCUGGCGCUUCUCCAUCCGCUUCUGAUGCCGUCAUUACACACACCCAUCCUUCGGAUAUGGGUGUGCAUCAACAACCAAGCGGCUGCAGGCUGGCUGGUAAAGGCAAGAGAGGAACCAUGGCGAAUUUCACCCACCCACCCACCUGCAGCGGAGGGGCAACCACAAGCAAGCGCUUGGCUGAGCCCGGCUCGACCGAGUCCCACACAUUCACUUAAUACAUACACAUGCCGUGCCGGUACGCACCUUUUCCCUUCCGGGUGGUUCUUCUGGUCCCCUUCCGCCCGGUGCUCCAUCGUCAAGUCACUAUCGCACCACCCACCUGUCGAGUCUAACAUCUCGAAGGUGAAGAAAGCCAGACAUUGUCAGCAAUUCAGAGACGUUGUGCUUUGAAGAACUGUCUACCAUGAUAGUGUCAUGAUACCAGUCACAUCUCCCGACUCCCAUCAACUCUCCAUCUCCCAACCCUCUAUACACAACCGCCAUGCCGCCUUCAAUAUCAACAACGUGGUGGAGGCUCCUGGCAGUGACCUGGAUCACCCUAUGUCUCUUUUCAACAGUAGCCACAGCACUCCAGGUUGCUCCGGGAUCACCAUGCGCAUCCGUCUGCCAGGACCGUAACGACGGCGACGGAAACGACGCCAAAGGAUCGACGACGAGCGUCAAGGAUAUCGCCUGCGAGGAUCCCGAUUUCGAUUCAAGGACCAUCAGGGGCAUGAAGUUUAAGGAAUGCACACAGUGUCUGCAGUCAAGUAGAUAUACCAGCGGAGAAGAGACCGAUCUCAUGUGGUAUCUCUACAACCUGCGUUACGCUGCGAACGUGUGUCUCUAUAACUACCCAGAGGCGGUUCAGAACAAGUCUUUUGCUUGCGACAUCCCGAGCUCAUGCGGUGGCCUCAAGACCGCUCUCAGGGAGGGUGACUUGAAAGCGGAAAGCAUCACGCAGUUGGAAUACUGCUCCGCCGACAAUGAGAAGAUGAAGGCUUGGGCAAUCAAGUCUUGCACCAGCUGUUUAUGGAACGCCCCUGAAAGCAAAUACCUCUCUAAUUUCAUGGUUGCCCUAGACGCCGCCUGCGUCCAACGACCCAAAGCAGGUGAUCUUGUCGGUUUGACGGGCAGCUUGUUUACGUCCUACGCAGUGAACAUAACAGACCCGCCCAAGCUGGAGACGGGCCCUCCUCCCCCGGCUCAGACAAACAUGGAUACGGGUACCAUCAUUGGUAUUGCAAUCGGCGCAGCUCUCGUCCUGCUCCUUGGUGUCGGUCUGUUCGUGGUCUACUGGCGCAAGCAGAAGCGCGCAAAGGUUGAAGAAGAGCGGAGGGUCAACUCAGAUUCGCCAAACGAUGGUGGUAGCUCUAUCACCGCACUGAACAUUGGCGGCGGCGGCGGCGGCCCCGGAUCAGGAGGUGGUCGUCACGGCUACACCACUGACUACAAGAGGGAAAUUGGCCUAACCUCCUUCGAGUCGUACGAUGCGUCUCGAAGCGGGGGUCUCAACAGCAACAGGGGUGGCAACUAUACCAAUUCAGGCGAAUAUUACGAUCAGCUUGAGAAAUACCAGCAAAGGGCGGCAGCCCAGCAGUACGGCAUGCUUAAUCACACCGGCCCGGCGGACUCGCUACCGGCACACCCAGCGUACAUCCCACGGGCUGCCAUGGCUCAGCAGCAACAGCAGCGAAACAGCACCGACUCUAGGGGAUCGCGCAAUACAGCAACAUCAUCUCAAAACCUACAGCAACAAUUCACACCAAGCCAGACGCUUGUCGCACAGAACUCACAACAGCAACGACCUGUAUCAACUCAAACACUCUCCGCUCAACACCUACAACAACAACAAACCACCCGACGCACUUCACCCCGGAGUUCUCCACGUCUCGUACCCGAACCUAUAACCCUCUCAGCCGUUCCCGCAUCAAAGCAACGUUACGCCAAGACCACGACGGAACAAGCAUCGCAGCCUUCGUUAUCGACAUCCUCAAAAUCGGCUAUUGAUUCUUACACCAUGCAAAAAUACCUGGCCGCCGAAGAUGACAGGCCGGGCCACACUAUGCCGCCCCCGCCAGCGCAGAAGCCACCUAGGGCAGCGAAGCCAUUUGACCCCGCGAAUCCUCCACCACCACCACCUCAACCGGCGGUCAAGAUCCCAUCACUGGGAUUGCCAUCCGUCCCAAGGGUCCGCGUGCCCAAGCAGUACGCGCCCCCGCGUAUCAGCGUCGAGGAGGCGACGCCCACGGAUGCCGCCGGCGGCGAGGGGCACUUUGAACGGACAGGGACGCCAGGCAGCCGGUCGUCUUCGGUAUCCCGCGACGGCCGGCCGCCGACCAGAGGGAGAGACGAAUCCAACAGGGUCGGCGGUGCAUCACCUAGCGGUAGGGUGAUUAGACAGACGGUGAAUGUCACAAGGCCAAGGCAGGAAGAAAUUCCCAUUGCAAGUGGGAAGACUGUUUUGUACAGUUGACGAGAUCGUUUUGUUUCUUUCUUUUUCGUUAGCAUCAAAUGAACACGAGCAUAUUGUUCUGAAUGGUUUGGUUGUUUGGAUAUGAAUUCGCUGCCAUGCGUGAUUUGCUCAUGGAUGAUGGGAUUGAAGGGGUAUUGUAUUCAAGGCAAGGAAGGCAAACGACGCACGAUAAGUUAGUAAAAAGGUCGAAUGUUCAAGCAUGUGGUGGGUUUUUGAGUUUUAUGUUGAUGUAGGUGGAACCUCAAGCUAGGGACACCGGAUGUUGUAUAUAAUAAGUAGAGGGAUAACAGGACC
This is a messenger RNA of Pyricularia oryzae 70-15, 2778 nucleotides long. RefSeq lists its product as uncharacterized. The transcript has 3 exons. NCBI's taxonomy places the organism in Eukaryota, Fungi, Ascomycota, Sordariomycetes, Magnaporthales, Pyriculariaceae. The record is from RefSeq and is a predicted model, not a curated record. The coding region runs from base 511 to 2484 and encodes 657 amino acids.